AUGGCAUGGUGGAACUUGACUGCCCCAGGCAGCCUCACGAAACUGCUCAUUAUUGCCAACUGCGCGCUUUUCGCAUCUGUAAAUGCGGGGCCUAACGUCGUCUCAUUACCUCUUCACAGAAGCCCUCGUCGCUCGAUCAUUAAGCGUAAUUAUGGAAGUGCCUCGUUGGAGAACGACUAUAUCGAUGGAUUAUUCUGGAUAAAUGCGACCGUGGGAACGCCUGGGCAGCUGGUCCAGCUCCAAAUCGACACUGGAAGCAGUGAUAUCUGGGUUUUUGGUGCACGCUCAUGCGUCGAGACUGACUCAGGAUGCCUUGGCGGCUUUUACGACGGUUCACAAUCAAAAACUGGCCAGGUCAUUGACCGUGGUGGAUUCAGUAUUUCCUAUGUCGAUAACUCCGGUGUGAUUGGGGACUAUGUCUCGGAUACCUUUGCGAUCGGCGAUAUUACCAUCAAGGAUAUGACGCUUGCGGUUGCUACAGAAGUACAGGAUGCGACUACAGGCGUUAUGGGCAUCGGCUUCGAUUCAGGCGAGUCGAUAGUGGGGAACGGUGGCAGACCCUACAAAAACCUUGUCGAUAUGAUGGUCGAACAAGGUCUCAUCAACUCUCGUUCAUACAGUCUGUGGCUCAAUGAUGUUGGGGCUGAAACUGGAAGUAUCUUGUUUGGCGGUUAUGACAAGGGUAAAUUCAAGGGCGAUCUGAUUGCAAUGCCCAUUCAACCAGAUUCGCAAUCUGGUCAGAUCACUUCAAUGACUGUUGCUUGGACAUCUUUAUCGAUUACGGAUCCUACCCAAGGCAUCCAGACUCUCACCUCAAAGAGCUUUGCGCUGCCAGCCGUGCUCGACUCGGGAACGACACUCACAUAUGUUCCGGCUGACCUGUACAAUGAAGUUGCCUCGUUUGCCAAUGUCAUGGCUUUUGAUGGCAUGGACACUGGUCUUGUUGAGUGUGAAGCAAUGCAGGCCUACAAGGGCACUUUAGACUUUGGUUUUGUUGGCUCCGGGGGACCAGUCAUCUCAGUUCCCUUCUCGGAGUUAUCCUACCCCUACACGGAUGAUAGUGGGAAUCAAAUGUCGUUUGACAACGGGAACACGGCAUGCUAUUUUGGACUUGCGCCAACCCAGGACAAUACUCAAAUCCUGUUUGGUGACACUUUCCUUCGCUCAGCAUAUGUGGUGUAUGAUCUCGACCGUCAGGAGAUCGCCAUUGCCCCAACUGCCUUCAACAGCGACGUCACAAAUAUCGUGGAAAUUGGUGGUUCCGGAUCAUCGGCUACUCCAACCUGGCGCGUUGCGACCUCGGUCAGUGUUGUGCAGACGGCCACAGGUCGACCAGAAGAACCAGGUCUAAUCGCGUCGGUGACUUUGACAGGGCAUCUUUCUUACACACAUACGGGUACUGGUUUCCAUAUCCCUACCGUCUCUGGAUCGGCUGCGAGUGCUCAAUCACCAAAAGCAUCAAAGGGUGCUGCCCCGUCCACCUCUGCUGUUGGCUCUAGUAUUCUAGCCAACACUCUUAUCUGCACUUUCUCGGCAUUGAUUGGCGCAGCAUUCGUUUUUGCACAAUGA
This is a messenger RNA of Penicillium daleae, 1569 nucleotides long. RefSeq names its product pepsin-like aspartic protease. The transcript is spliced from 3 exons. Gene Ontology annotation, biological process: proteolysis. The record is from RefSeq and is a predicted model, not a curated record. Gene Ontology annotation, molecular function: aspartic-type endopeptidase activity. NCBI's taxonomy places the organism in Eukaryota, Fungi, Ascomycota, Eurotiomycetes, Eurotiales, Aspergillaceae. The coding region runs from base 1 to 1569 and encodes 522 amino acids.